This is a messenger RNA of Miscanthus lutarioriparius, 1059 nucleotides long. NCBI's taxonomy places the organism in Eukaryota, Viridiplantae, Streptophyta, Magnoliopsida, Poales, Poaceae. The record is from the annotation of a GenBank genome assembly.
AUGGCCUGCACUACGGCAGCAUCCCUGCAGCAUGACAAGGCCAGCGACGACGAGUCGUGCCUGUACGCCCAGGAGCUCCUGGGCGGCUUCGUCGUGCCCAUGACACUCAAGGCGGUCAUCGAGCUCGACCUCAUCGACGACCUCCUCGCCGCCGACGGGCGCUCUGUGACCCCGGAGGAGCUGGCGGCGCGGUGGCCGCGGCCAGCCGAGACGGCCGCCGCGGUGGACCGCAUGAUGCGGCUCCUAGCGUCGCACAGCGUCGUCAGGUGCACGACGGAGGUGGGGCCGGAUGGGAAGGCCCGCCGAAGCUAUGCCGCGGCGCCGGUGUGCAAGUGGCUCGCAACUCGGAACGCCGGACAGGGCUCGUGGGCUCCUAUGGGGCUGAAGAACCUAAACAAGGUGUUCAUGGAAGCCUGGUACUACAUGAAGGACGCCGGGGCGGAAGGAGCGACACCGGCCGAGAAAGCCUACGGCAUGCCGCUGUUCGAGCACCUGGCGUCGGACAAGGCGUCCAACACGCUCUUCAACCAGGCAAUGGCCGGCCACUCGGAGAUGAUAAUCAAUAAGCUGCUCGAGGACUACCGCGGCUUCGAAGGCGUCGACGUGCUCGUUGACGUCGGCGGCGGCACCGGCUCCACGCUGCGCAUGGUCACCGCCCAGUAUAAGCACCUGAGAAGCGUCAACUACGACUUCCCCCACGUCAUCGCGCAGGCGCCGCCGAUCCAAGGUGUGGAACAUGUAGGUGGCAGCAUGUUUGAGUAUAUUCCGAGCGGAAAUGCAAUUCUUUUGAAGUGGAUUCUCCACCUGUGGCGCGACGAGGAGUGCGUGAAGAUCCUCAAGAACUGCCACCGGGCGCUCCCGGCGAACGGGAAGGUGAUCGUGGUGGAGUACGUGCUCCCGGCGAGUCCGGAGCCGACGCAGGUUGCGCAGGCCGCGUUUCUCCUGGACGUGGUGAUGCUGAACCGCCUCAGGGGCGCCAAGGAGCGGACGGAGCAGGAGUUCGCCCAGCUGGCCGCCUACGUCUUCGCCUGCGUCUGGGCGCUCGAGUUCACCAAGUAG